AUGGCUCUGCCUGAAUUCACAUUUCAGAGCUAUGCCGAUGCUGGAUCGAUUUCACCCACCAGCCUAGCUGCCAAGGCGGCAGCUCUCCGAAUCUCUUUCCCAGAGUCCCGCAGCAAGACGAGCAGCCGUGGAGAUUAUCUGGCGCCGAUGCUAACGAGCUUACGUGAUCCUGAGGCUCGGGAAGGAGACCAGUCGACGAAGCAGGCUGCCGUGGAACUUCCCACGGCGGCGGCUCCGCCGGAAGGAUUGGCAAAUCCGCAGGCAGAGAUAGAAGAGCCUGAGUCGACCGAGAAGGAAGAGAAGGAGAUGGUCGAAGCGACCUCUUACGAUGCGAGCGAGGGCCCCCUUCUUAUGUGGGAGUCCGAACGGGUGGUGAGACUGCAGGCUGAGCAGGAGGCGCAGGCUGAAGUCAUGUCGCAGUCGACGGCCACGGCAUCUGCUCGAAUGCCCCGAAGUCGAAGCGAGGUUGUGACGGCUGUAGACGAUUGGUUCGGCCUUCGACUCAGCUAUUCGUCUCUACGCCUUCGAAAUGUAGCCCAAGCCUUGCACAGCAUCGCGACGCUCCACAUGAGCCGUGAGGAGCCAAAGGAGGCAGCCCGUGCGGCAGAAGCAGCGAAGACCAUCUACAAGAAGGAGAAGGAUGUCGUCGGUCAGGUGGAGUCCCUUUCGCUCGUCGCCCAAGCGCACAUGUACAUGGUCAGCAAGUUGGAUGCCAGUGAAGAGCAGGAGGGCCCUUUGAAGGAGAACCGGCUGAACAUAGCAGGCUCCAAAGCCUACGUGGCAACGGACGAAGCGAUGGCAGCCAUAAAGGACUGUAAAGAUGAUGGUGCCAUUGCCACAGCGAACUUCUCAAGGGCGGAGGUGCUUUCCCUGUUUGGGGAGACACGUGAGUCCGUUUCCGCGGGUCGACGUGCCUGCGAAGCAUUCCGGCGGACAGGUGAGCAACAGCCCCUGGCGGUCGCCCUGAUGUUGUGCGCGAGAGGUUUCCUCGAACUCGGGACCGCGGGACUGGCAGAGAAAUCUGCAGAGGAGGCAUUGGACAUCUUCCACAGGAUCAGCGAUGACGAGGGUGUGGCAGCAGCCAACGAGCUGCUGAAUGAAAUUGGCCCGAGUGGUAUGGCACUGGGAGGCGGAGGAAGCUACGAGGUUGAGGACAUUGCAGCAGCACCAGAGCCGGGUGCAGCGGCGUCUGUGGCUGUGCAGCAGAAGGGGCCGGAACCCGCACAAGUGAAGGAGAUGAUCAGGAAAGAGGUCGAGAGCAUUCUUGGAAGUGCUGACGAAGUGGCAGAUGACACACCUCUCAUGGACACUGGCCUGGACAGCUUGUCCAGUGUCCAGUUCCGCAACGACCUGACGCGCGACUUCAACGUGAAGCUGCCUGCUUCGUUGAUGUUCGACUACCCAACUAUUACUGCCCUGACCGAAAAGAUCGUGCAGGCCCUCGAGGACCAAUGA
Symbiodinium sp. CCMP2592 is the source of this 1455-nucleotide messenger RNA. NCBI's taxonomy places the organism in Eukaryota, Dinophyceae, Suessiales, Symbiodiniaceae. The record is from the annotation of a GenBank genome assembly.